This is a messenger RNA of Punica granatum (pomegranate), 1841 nucleotides long. NCBI's taxonomy places the organism in Eukaryota, Viridiplantae, Streptophyta, Magnoliopsida, Myrtales, Lythraceae. The record is from RefSeq and is a predicted model, not a curated record.
UCAUAAAUAUGAUGUAUGUAUAGCCGCUCCAUCGUAGUACCACCUCUGACUCUGGGCGAAGUUUGCAGAAGAAGAAAUAUCGAGCAAGCAACUGGCCGCCUCCGGGUCGAAGAAGCCAUGCUAUGGAUUUUGCUCAUCUGGUUUCUCGUCCUCGAUGCGAUCCAGUCCCAGUCUAUAGUCAAGAGAUUGCCCGGAUUCUCGGGCGAAUUACCAUUCAGGCUUGAGACAGGGUACGUCGGAGUUGGUCAGUUCGAUGAUGUCCAGCUGUUCUACUACUUCAUCGAGUCAGAAAGGAGUCCGAGAGACGACCCUUUGGUGCUUUGGCUCACUGGUGGUCCCGGUUGUUCGAGCCUCUCGGGUCUUCUUUACGAAAUUGGUCCAUUAAAAUUUGACUAUGUGAAAUCCAGGGGAGGCAAUAAGCCAACCCUGGCGUUGAAUCCCUACUCAUGGACCAAGGUCGCCAAUAUAAUAUUUUUGGACCAACCUGUUGGGACUGGAUUCUCAUAUUCAACCACUCAGGAAGGAUAUUAUGUCGGAGACUACUCAUCGACGGCAGAAACAUAUCAAUUCUUGGUAAAAUGGCUCAGAAAUGUCCAUCCCGAGUUUCUGCCGAAUCCGCUCUAUAUUGCCGGUGAUUCUUAUUCCGGCGUAACUGUUCCAAUGGUCGUUCAGCUAGUACUAGAUGGUAAUCGAGCUGGACAUCUGCCCCAAUUGAAUCUCAAAGGGUAUGCUCUUGGCAACCCUCUGACGGACGAAAUCGGCGACCUCAAUUCCCGAGUCACAUUUGCUCAUCGUCUGGCUGUCAUAUCAGAUCAACUCUAUAAGGCCCUUAAGAAGAACUGCAAGGGCGAGUAUGUGAACGCAAACCUCACCAAUGUGGCAUGUGCGCUCGCCCUCCGAGCUUAUAAUAUGAGCGUUGCCAAGCUUGACUCUGCGAAUAUAUUGGAACCCAACUGUAGAUUUAUGUCUCCCAAGCCUAAUAUAUUCCAAUGGUCGCGGAAUGUCGUCGGGGAGGAUCUUGACCUGAUUAUUGAACGCAUGUCUUCUCAAGUCCCUCCUGAACUAUGGUGUCGGGACGACAACUAUAUAUUAUCGUACAUAUGGGCCAACGACAAGGCUGUGCAGAGAGCCCUUCAUGUUCGAGAGGGAACAAAAGAUGAGUGGAUAAGGUGUAAUGAGACCUCAACUUAUGCCUAUGAAGUCACGAACGUCGUCGGUUACCAUCAAAAUUUUACCCGCACACAGCUUCAAGCCCUAGUUUACAGCGGGGAUCAUGACAUGGUCGUUCCAUAUGUCGGAACGGAGGCAUGGAUCCAGAGAUUAAACAUGUCUCUCACCACUGAGUGGGAGCCGUGGCUCUUAGAAGGCCAAGUUGCCGGAUAUACCAUGAAGUACACGCACGACAGUCAUGUUCUAACCUACACGACUGUUAAGGGAGCUGGACACACUGCUCCGGAAUACAAGCCUGCGCAAUGCCUCGCGAUGGUGGACAGAUGGUUUGCUUAUUACCCUCUCUGACGAGCAAAUCGGCAUUCCCCGGUUUAGCUCCGUGUCAAUUGCUCUUCUGUGGAUCAUCAGUUGCUUUCCCUUGACGUAUAUAGUGUAAAGCAACCAGCACUUAUUAACUGCGCCGGCACAUUGCAAAGUCGGAAUUCAACCGCAGACUACUUAUUAAAUUGCAUAAUAAAUUGAUAAGGGGAGAGCUUUUGACAAGAAUAAACAGCAUUUAUGUUCAAUCUCCAGCCAUGCCACUCUCUAUUUGUAAAGAAGAAAUCAACGUAUCAAAUUCCCGAGCCAUAUGGUAGACAAAAUAGUUUCCAGUGUCUUGUCAUUAUAUUAAA